ACCAGUGCUCGUCUCAGAGUCUUCCUCGACCCGGACCUCUCUGUUCACCGCACACGAUUAGCAGGGGCAGCGGCGAGGAAGAUGACGACGACGACGACGACGACAAGGAAGAGACCCUUGACGGUCCCUGAGAUGGCGCUGAGGGUGUGCGUGAUCCCCCUCGCCUUGGCCUCCCUGUGGGAGAUGGCCACCAACAAGCAAGCCGAUGACACCUACGGGGAGAUCAGCUUCUCCAACCUCUCCGGCUUCAAGUAUUUAGUUUUCAUUAACGCUGUCACUGCCGCCUAUUCCGUGGUCUCCAUCCUGAUGUCAUCCUUCAAGUCCCUCGCUCGCUACGAUUGGCUCAUUUUCCUCCUGGAUCAGGCGGCGGCGUACCUGCUGGUGACAUCGUGCUCGGCGGCGGCGGAGCUGGUGUACCUGGCAAGGGAGGGCGACCGGGAGGUGUCGUGGGGCGAGGUGUGCUCCUACUUCGGUUGGUUCUGCGGCAGGGCCACCGUGUCCGUGGCGCUGCAGGCCGCCGCGCUGCUCUGCUUCGUCGCGCUCUCCCUCGUCUCCGCCUUCCGGGUCUUCCGCGAGUUCGACGCCCCUGGUGCUCAUGUUGAUUGCUCGGGGGACUCUGACUCCAAGCAGGCGCAAGAGCAAGGACGAAGGUAGAGGAUGAUCCAUGAUGAACAAUCGCUGAUAUUUGGACCAUCGUUCGUUUAUGUGUCAAUGGUUGGCGAUGGCGAUGCGUCCUUGGUUUUCUUUACGAAUGCUGUUUUCGGGAGGAGAAAUGUUGUGAAAUAAACUAUAUUGUUGUUAGAAAAAAGUUGAGGUUGUGUGCCA
Triticum dicoccoides is the source of this 825-nucleotide messenger RNA. RefSeq names its product CASP-like protein 2D1. The coding region runs from base 82 to 654 and encodes 190 amino acids. NCBI's taxonomy places the organism in Eukaryota, Viridiplantae, Streptophyta, Magnoliopsida, Poales, Poaceae. The transcript has 3 exons. The record is from RefSeq and is a predicted model, not a curated record.